AUGACGACAACUAAUGUUGAUGGUCACAUAACAGUAGAAUUUAGAAGAACCCAUGUUGGCCAUACAUUAAAUAUGAAGUUCUUACAUUUAUCAAAAGAAGAAAGAGAUGAACUGGCUGGAAAAAUUAAAUCAGGUGUGACUUUUGAACGGAUUUUGGACGAUAUUCGAAAAUCUGUAACUUCAACAGAAAGUGUCAACCGUUUCCAUGCUGUGGACAAACGAGAUUUACAUAACAUUAAAAGAGAUUAUGACUUGGACAGAGACAUUGUACACACAAAUGACGCUUUUAGUACAGAAAUAUGGGUGCAAGAACAAAUGUUACUCAAAGAAAAGUCACCAGUAGCAUAUUUUAAAAUGCAAGGAUGUGAGAAAGAAGGUCCACUAUUGAAAGACGAUUUUAUGAUUGUAAUAAUGACACCUUAUCAAAUAGAUGUUUUGUCAAAAUAUGCAACUGGCAGAAUUUGCGUUGACAGCACCCAUGGAACAACCAGUCAUGACUUUCAGCUCACAACAUUACUUGUAGUUGAUGAAUUUGGAGCUGGUUGCCCAGUUGCAUUCUGUUUAAGCAAUAGAAUUGAUACAGUGGCUAUGUCUAGAUUUUUUUUGUCUGUAAAAGAAAAAGAAGGUUUAAUUACUACUAAAGUUCUUAUGUCAGACGAUACCUCAACAUACAUUAAUGCCUGGUCUAAUAUAAUGUCAAACCCAGAUUAUCACUUACUUUGCAACUGGCAUGUAGACAGAAGUUGGAGAAAAAAUCUUAAUAAAAUUAAAUCUCUAACUAAGCAGUCGGAAGUGUAUAAAGCUUGUCGUACAUUGAUGGAAAUUUUGGAUAUUGAUCAGUUUCAGAAUUCCUUAGAGUGCUUUCUUGCAAUGUGUGAAGAUGACGACGAAACAAAAGACUUUGGGAUUUACUUUAAAAAUUAUUACUCUCAACGACCCAAAGCAUGGGCAUUUUGUUACAGACUUGAUCUAUCGUUGAACACAAACAUGUACCUGGAAGCAAUGCACAAGAAAUUAAAAUAUUGUUAUAUGCAUG
This is a messenger RNA of Diuraphis noxia (Russian wheat aphid), 1036 nucleotides long. RefSeq lists its product as uncharacterized. The record is from RefSeq and is a predicted model, not a curated record. Lineage: Eukaryota; Metazoa; Arthropoda; Insecta; Hemiptera; Aphididae.